CUGUGGUGUUGAAAUACCAUGUUCAUCUGAUCAUUUCAAUUCACAUUGUGUUUAAUUUGUGCAUUAUUCAUAGAAUUACGAUGGCUGCUUAUGCAGCUCUUGUUUCUCUUAUGCGUAUCAUAGUUGAUAUUGAGACUCAUCCUUCCCCUCCGAUUUCUUUCGACAAACAACAAGUAGAAUCUCUUAAACAAAUAGUUAUCUUCUUGCAGGAAUUUCUCGAAGGCUACAAGUCACCUUAUGAGUAUAGCGAAGAAGCAGAUCCAUUGGAGAUUCGCAUUAUGGAUGCAAGUGAUACAGCUGCAGAUGUGAUUGAAUCCUACAUAAUUGACACCAUUCAGCUUUCUGCAGCAGCAACUGAUGAUGGUGUUGUUGAACAAAUCAGUUGCAUCCACUUGUAUCAAGAUCUGCAAAAUGUGAUAGAAGAAAUUGAUUUGAUAAAGAAUGAGGUGGCUGGGAUUAUGAGGGAGAAGGUAGUUCAGCAUGGAAACUCGGGUUCUGAUGAUGUUGGUUUAAGAUCCAAUUCCACUGAGAAGAACAAUCUCAUAGUAGGAUUUGAUGAUGUGCUGCUUGAGCUCUUGGAUAGGCUUACCGAUGGACGUUCCAGUCGCCAAAUCAUCCCUAUUGUAGGGAUGGGUGGCAUCGGCAAAACCACUCUUGCAAAAGGUGCGUUUGAACACGAUCUUAUUAAGGAGCAUUUUGAUUUCUGUGUGUGGGCUACCAUUUCUCAAGAUCAUAAUAUAGGAGAAACUCUUAAGCAUGUACUCGAUCAAGCUGGAGUGGACUUGAGCAAUGAGAGGGAAAAAAAAGACUUAGGAGAAAUACUUUACAAACAUUUAUCACGUAAGAGGUAUCUAGUUGUAAUGGAUGAUAUGUGGAGCAUAGAGGUCUGGGAAAGAUGAAGUUUUUCUUUCCUGAAUACAAUAAUGGGAGUCGAAUAAUAGUGACAACUAGAGUGUCAAACUUAUUUGCUCACUUGUCUGAUAGCCUCGUUAAGAUUGGAUUUCUAGACGAGGUUAAUAGUUGGACUUUGUUCACCAAAAUUGUAUUUGGGGAACAAAGCUUUCCUACUCAACUGGAGACUAUUGGAAAGAAAAUGGUGGAAAAGUGUAAUGGACUUCCUUUGUCUAUUGUUGUGAUAGGGGGUCUAAUGGCUAAAUCUGAACUUACGUUAGAAUAUUGGGAGCACAUUGAGGAAAACUUAAGCUCAAUAGUGAAUUUGGAGGAUGAUGGUUAUUGCUUGAGUAUAUUGAAACUGAGCUAUAACCACCUGCCUGCGUAUCUAAAGCCGUGUUUUCUGUAUAUGGGAGUGUUUGAGGAAGACGAGGAAAUUCUUGCGUCAAGAAUCGUCCAAUUAUGGAUUUGUGAAGGAUUUCUUAAACCAAUAGACAACAAAAGCUUGAGAACAAUCGCCAAACAGUACUUGGAAGAACUAGUGGAUAGGAAUCUCAUUCUAGUUCAUAAGUCGAGGAUACUUGGGAAUGUAAUAUCCUACAAAAUUCAUGAUUUACUAAGAGAUCUAUCUAUGAAAGAAGCUCAGAAACAGAGGUUUUUUUAUGUCUUGAGGGAAGAAAGUCGUGAAGGAGUAAUUAGCCAACCACGUAUUAUUAUUCCUAGAAGCACUUCAAAGCAAAAAAUCAAGGAUGCCUUGGAAUAUAUGACCCAUGCUCGUUCUUAUCUAGUACUAUGUGGUUAUAAAGAAGUUAGUCAAUUCCCAAAUUCUAGAUUUUUGAGGAUAUCGCAUACGCGUAUGAUGUGCUAAGUGAAGAGGAGUAUUCACAAGUUAAUAUGUUUGAGUUGAUGAACUCACGAUACCAUGCUUUUGCAAUUCAUGAGAAGUUUGUAAUUCCUUCUUCCAUCAAUCUGCUUUGGAAUCUAGAUACUCUAAUUAUACGUUGUGGGCAUGUUUUGAUUGCACCAACUGAAAUCUGGAAAAGGUAUAAACUUCGGCAUCUCGGGUGUGAAUCUUGGAGAAUGCAUCUCCCGGAUCCUCCGAGCGUGGACGGGGAUGAUAUUAUCGUCAUGGAGAAUCUAGAAGUGCUCUUAGGAGUGAAAAAUUUCAAUGUAAGUGAAGAUGUUGUUAAAAGAAUUCCCAAUAUCAAGACAUUGAUUAUGAUAUACGAUGGGCAGCUAAUUGAUAUAGUGAAAUAUCUGAGCGGUCUUCACUGUUUUACUAAACUGGAAUCCUUGUUGUUGAUUGUCUGCUAACUCCACUGAUAUUGGAAUGCUGAAGAUCAACUUCCCACCAUCCCUUAAACAGUCUCUCUCUUUUUAGAAAUUGGAGAAAUAGAAACACUCAGGUCAAUUGUAUUGGACUUUUGCAAUGAAUCGGUGGUGGUGUUAGCUAAAGAGAUAUUAGAGAAACAAGAGGAUUUACAUGGAGAACAACUAGACCUUCUUGUUCAAGUUAGAGUUCUGAAUAAAGAUGAAGCUCUUGAGAAGUUGGCAACUUCCAAUUUCAAACUUACAGCAGUGCGUUGAUUGAUGCAUCGACUUUGGUUUCACCCCUCUUCUUUUUCCAGUCAACUCUUCUCACUCUUUCGCUUCAAGUUGAUAUUUGCAUCUAAUAUAAUACUCCUACUUGAUUAAGCUCAAUUUUGGGCUUAGUAAAUGUGUAGAAGCCAUACUUUUUAAGUAAUACAUUUGAAUUGCAAGUUUAUUA
Molecule: messenger RNA, 2659 nt
Organism: Salvia splendens (bonfire salvia)
Lineage: Eukaryota; Viridiplantae; Streptophyta; Magnoliopsida; Lamiales; Lamiaceae
Product: putative late blight resistance protein homolog R1A-10
Exons: 2
Coding region: 896-1759 (287 amino acids)
Biological process (GO): defense response to other organism
Molecular function (GO): ADP binding
Source: RefSeq, a predicted model, not a curated record